Saccharomyces mikatae IFO 1815 is the source of this 1350-nucleotide messenger RNA. RefSeq names its product chitobiosyldiphosphodolichol beta-1,4 mannosyltransferase (gene ALG1). The transcript has a single exon. NCBI's taxonomy places the organism in Eukaryota, Fungi, Ascomycota, Saccharomycetes, Saccharomycetales, Saccharomycetaceae. Bases 1 to 1350 code for a protein of 449 amino acids. Gene Ontology annotation, molecular function: mannosyltransferase activity. Gene Ontology annotation, cellular component: endoplasmic reticulum. The record is from RefSeq and is a predicted model, not a curated record.
AUGUUUGUGAAUAUUUCAGGAUGGUUACUUGCCUUAUUAAUAUUAUAUGUGUCCAUACCUUUAGUGGUUUAUUAUAUUAUUCCUUACUUAUUUUAUGGUACCAAGUCCACCAAGAAGAGAAUAAUCAUAUUUGUGCUCGGUGAUAUAGGUCAUUCUCCAAGAAUAUGUUACCAUGCCAUAAGUUUCAGCAGGUUAGGUUGGCAAGUUGAGCUAUGCGGUUACGUCGAGGACAAUUUACCAAAGAAUAUUUCCAGUGAUCCAAAUAUUACCGUUCACCAUAUAUCGAACUUGAAUAGAAAGGGAGGUGAAACUUCAAUUACAUUUAUUUUCAAAAAGGUGUUUUUCCAAGUUCUGAGUAUUUUUAAGUUACUUUGGGAACUUAGAGGAAGUGAUUAUAUUUUGGUUCAGAAUCCUCCAAGUAUACCUAUUCUUCCAAUCGCAGCGCUAUACAAGCUGACAGGUUGUAAACUGAUUAUUGAUUGGCACAAUUUAGCAUAUUCAAUAUUGCAACUCAAGUUCAAAGGGAAUUUUUACCACCCUUUAGUGUUGGUAUCCUAUAUGGUAGAGAUGAUAUUUAGCAAAUUUGCCAAUUACAACUUGACUGUUACUGAAGCAAUGAGAAAGUAUCUAAUCCAAACCUUCCAUUUAAAUGCAACGAGAUGUGCAGUCCUAUACGACCGCCCGGCUUCCCAAUUUCAACCCUUGGCAAGUGACGUUUCCCGUCAAAAAGCCUUAACUACCCAAGCCUUUAUGAAAUCCUAUAUUCAUGAUGAUUUUGAUAUAGAGAGAGGUGAUAAAAUUAUUGUAACUUCAACAUCAUUUACACCUGAUGAAGACAUCGGUAUUCUUUUGGGUGCUUUGAAAAUUUAUGAAAAUUCAUACAUCAAAUUUGAUUCAAGUCUGCCUAGGAUACUCUGUUUUAUAACAGGCAAAGGACCGCUAAAAGAGAAAUAUAUGAAGCAGGUACAAGAAUAUGACUGGAAGCGUUGUCAAAUCGAAUUUGUAUGGCUAUCAGCAGAAGACUAUCCAAAGUUGUUACAAUUAUGUGAUUACGGGGUAUCUUUGCAUACUUCAAGUUCAGGAUUGGAUCUACCAAUGAAAAUUUUAGAUAUGUUUGGUUCAGGUCUUCCUGUCAUUGCAAUGAACUAUCCAGUACUUGAUGAAUUAGUGCAACAUAAUGUGAAUGGGUUAAAGUUUGUUGAUAGAAGAGAGCUUCAUGAAUCUUUGAUUUUUGCUAUGAAGGAUGCUGAUUUAUACCAAAAAUUAAAGUCAAAUGUCACGCAGGAGACCAAGAACAGAUGGCAAUCUAAUUGGGAAAGCACAAUGAGAGACUUGAAGCUGAUCCAUUGA